This is a messenger RNA of Paramacrobiotus metropolitanus, 2787 nucleotides long. RefSeq names its product sialin-like. Lineage: Eukaryota; Metazoa; Tardigrada; Eutardigrada; Parachela; Macrobiotidae. The record is from RefSeq and is a predicted model, not a curated record. Bases 550 to 2754 code for a protein of 734 amino acids. Gene Ontology annotation, molecular function: transmembrane transporter activity. The transcript has 10 exons. Gene Ontology annotation, biological process: transmembrane transport; monoatomic anion transport.
AAACAUACGUGCGUUUGCAAUCAAAGCUCAGCUGAAGUCAAACUAAAUUUAUGACAAUACAGUCUUCAGAGUGCAGCGGUUUAUCGCUACUAACCAGGGAUAAUAAGAUUAGAUAAUAAUAUUAUUUAUUCGCACACUUUUAAUUUCAUUUUCGCCAAUGUGCUUCCUACGUUUGACAGCAGUUAUUUACCAUCCGCCGUGCACUGUGAGUAUUUUUUGUGUUUUUUGAAAGUGGAUUGAGAUUGUGGACUAUAUCGGUACGUCGGAUGAUGAUUCGGCGGAUUUUCUCCACCUUGACAAGUUUUGCCUUUUGUUUUAUGGAAAUUCAUCGUUCGGUUCACACAAAUAUAUUACUUACGAUACCGCUGUCAUCGUGUGUAUGUUGAACGUUUUCUUGCAUCAGGAAUAUCAGGAAUGGUAAAAUAAGUCAGCCAAACCUAGUCCCGAACGGAUUGUCCGGUGAUCGGCUCACAAAAUCAACACAAUUAAAUCCAUCCGUAAUUACUCGCGCAAAAGCUCUGUGCAGUAAAAGUUGUACUUAUCUGUACGAUGGAUUCGCAGUCGCCACAUAACUCAUAUUCCGACGAUCAGAGCUUACUACAACCAACAGAAUCUAAUCGGAAACGUCUCCGCAUACCAUCCCGCUAUGGCCUGGUCAUACUGGGAUUCUUGGGAUUUUUCAAUCUCUAUGCGUUGCGCGUCAACCUCAGCGUGGCCAUCGUCGCGAUGGUCAACAGCAGCGCAUCCGUGCCAGAUAACGCUACGCACGUCGACGUCUGUCCGGUGUCGAACACCAGUAGUCAAACUUCCAGCGAUGGGGAAUUCGGCUGGAGUACAAAUGUGCAAGGCAUCAUCCUGGGCUCGUUUUUCUACGGGUACAUCUGCUCGCAGAUCCUGGGCGGUUGGGUGGCGCAACGGUUCGGCGCCAAGCAUCCUUUUGGCUAUGCCGGUUUAAUUUCCGGCAUUUUGGCGCUGUUCAUCCCAUUAGCAGCGCGUUGGCACUACGGAGCGCUGAUCGCUCUGCGAGUGGCGCAAGGCCUUUUUCAGGGUGUUUGCUUCCCAUCCAUGCACGCAAUGAUGGGAUUAUGGGCUCCGCCUCUCGAGCGAUCUCGCAUGGUCUCAAUCACCUACAGCGGCGUCCAGAUUGGCACUGUCGGCUCGCUAAUUAUCUCGGGCGUAUUAACCAAACACCUCGGAUGGCAGAGUGUAUUCUACUUCUUCGGCGGCACGGCCAUUCUGUGGUACGUCUUCUGGCUGUUUCUGGCCUUCGACUCUCCCAACAACCAUCCCCGCAUUUCCGACGAGGAAAAGCACUACAUCCUGCACGCUAUCAAACCGAAGAAGGAUCCCUUCGAGGUGACCUUUCCCUGGAAACGGGUCAUCCGCUCACUGCCCUGUUGGGCGAUAAUUGUGGCAAAUUUCGGGCACAACUGGGGCUUCUACACCCUGCUGACCAAUAUUCCCACGUAUCUGAACAAAGUCCUGCAUUUCGGGAUAGAGAAUAAUGGAUUCCUGUCGGCACUGCCGUACUUUGUGAUGGCGCUGUUUAUGCAGGCGGGUGGGUUGCUGGCGGAUCUAUUGCGUAAACAUCGGCUGAUGAAUACGACUUGGGUGCGGCGGACUUUUCAUUUUGUGGGACAGUUACUGCCGUCGGUAUUCCUGAUUCUGCUGGGCUAUGUGGGAUGCAACCACACGGCGGCCAUUGCACUGCUUACGUUGGCGGUUGGCACGGAUGGAUUGACCAGUUCCGGCUACCAGGUACGACCGUGUACUAAACUUUAUUUAAUUAAUACAGCCAUGACCAACGCCAGCACCACGACAGAGUCGCUUUUGCUCAACGCAUCCAAAGUUAAUAACAUUUGUCCACGAGAGGCCGGCAAUAUAACUGGGCCAUCGCAGCAUGCCGGCAAGGGCCUCAUCCUUAGCUCCUUUUUCUGGGGUUUCAUCCUGACACAGAUCCCCGGUGGUUGGUUUUCCCGAAAAUUUGGUGCGAAGUAUCCGUUUGGCUUGGCAGUGCUACUGUCCGGCUUGUUCGGCUUACUUAUGCCGGUGGCCGCCACUUGGCAUUAUUCGGCGCUCCUCACCCUGCGUAUCCUGCAAGGUGUUGUGCAAGUAAUGAUAGCCUUUACCGGCAUUCAAAUGGGCACCGUGGUGGCAUCCAUCCUUUCUGGCGUUCUCAUCCGGAAUCUUGGCUGGGAAAGUGGAUUUUACUUUUUCGGUGGUGUGACCUUUGUCUGGUUCGCCGCCAUGGCCGUCGUCAUGCAGCUGGCCGGCUGGCUGGGGGAUGUGCUGCGACAGCGAAAGGUCAUCAGUGUUACGUGCAUCCGCCGGGGUUUUCAUCUGGUGGGGCAACUUUUGCCAGCGGGACUGUUUAUUGUGUUGGGAUUCGUCGGAUGUGAUCGAAAUAUGGCGGUGACCUUGCUGAUUGCCGCUAUGGCCGCGAACGGAAUCUCCAGUGUCGGGUUCGCGGUUAACCAUGUUGAUCUCUCACCAAAAUACACCGGAAUUUUAAUGGGAUGGUCGCAGAUUUGGGGAACGCUUCCGGGCAUCGUUUCCCCUUACCUAGUUGGUCUCAUCACUAGUCCAAAAAAUACAGUGGCACAGUGGCGCAUUGUUUUUACUUUAACUGCAACGAUUUAUGUGGUAACGAGUGUGUUUUACGCUUUAACCGCGUCCGGUGAACGCCAGGUAUGGAAGCGGCCUCAAAGUUUGCCGGAAGGCCGGAAUAUGUUAAGAAGAAAUCAGAAAGCAUGAAAUUGUACGUUUCAUUCGUUUCGCCGAGACACA